AUGGUGAGAGCACAACGUUUGGCAAAUUGCAUCAAAUGUCUCUUGUUCACUACAACAUGUAUCAUCGCUUCAUUUGGCCUCUUAUUUCUAAUCGUGGCUAUUUUAGGCAGUACAAAUAUCAUGAAAGGAGCAUUAGUCUUUCCGCCUUAUAUGUUUCCAUUAUGUGGUAUGUUAGGAAUCAUCAUCACGACAGUAGCUACUUUGGAAUUUAUAUCUAUGCAAUAUCAAAGGAAAUGGGUGACCUUUGUCAUCAUCACUUUAGUGAUAGUGGCAAUCAUCCUACAGAUCGUCAUGGGAAUAAUUUUCGAGCAAAAGGAACAGAAUCCAUUUGAAUACAUGACAAAUGAAUGGCAUCAACGUGAUGAUACUUUUAAAAAUCAUCUUCAAGAGGAAUUUGGUUGUUGUGGCUAUGCUAAUGUAUUUGAUGAUGUUGUUCAUAGUGACUCGUGUCCAAUCAAUAGAGUCUUAUACCAAGAUCCUUGUUUUUAUGCGUUGACUAGCUAUAUUGAUAAUCACUUUUAUAAAGUCCACGUUUUCUUAUUGUCUACCUUGGCUAUCGACUUUAUAGCAUUAUUGAAUAUUUUUACCCUCAAAUAUCUACUAAAUAAGAAAGUACCAUCACAUCAGGAGCAACCGAAAAUAGGUCAUACUUCCUUAAAUGACACCAUAUUCUUUUCUCCAUCCAAUUAUAAAGAUGAGGAAUAUGCUAGUUGUAUUGAAAACUUUCAACAAAAAUGUCUCUAAUAAUAAUAAUACUAAAUAUAUAAAACAAGGGGGUGAAUCUAUUGUAAAAUGAAAUAUAUAUAUAUAUGAUGUAUAUAAUAAAAAGUCUAUAAUAUUGAAUAAGGGGGAAUCUAAGUUUCCAAGGUAGUAGUAGUAGUAUGUUCUCCAGUCGUUUGUUGGUAUAGAGGUAAUUUGAUGUCCGCAUUAACCGAUAAUGAUGGUAAUUGUUCAAGAGCAUUUUGAUUUAGAUAAGACAAAUAAGAAUUCCAUCCAAUAGCAAAAGUUCCAUUAACAAGAGGUCGAUACAUUAAAGGUACCAUACUGAAUACAAACAAGUUUGCGAAAGGCCAGAAUCGAUAUGCAUUCAUCAAUCCUUUAAAGUAACUCUAAAUAUAGAUAUGAGUCAUUUAGAUACAAUUUUUAUUUUAU
Messenger RNA from Halteromyces radiatus, 1152 nucleotides. RefSeq lists its product as uncharacterized. The transcript has 5 exons. The record is from RefSeq and is a predicted model, not a curated record. Gene Ontology annotation, cellular component: membrane. Lineage: Eukaryota; Fungi; Mucoromycota; Mucoromycetes; Mucorales; Cunninghamellaceae. Bases 1 to 744 code for a protein of 247 amino acids.